UUAUCUUCUUAUAGCUCCAACUAAACCCAAGAUGGUUUAUUUAUAUGCUGUUCUCUUUAAAUCAUAAAUCAGACAUACACCGAUCAACUUUUGAAGGUCUCCUCCUCUGGAAGAUGGCAACCACAUCCGUUCUCACUGCAAUCACAAGAAGUUGAUGCACAAUUGCGUAGACUAGAGGGGAAAGUGGCAAUGGUCACAGGAGGAGCCAGUGGCAUUGGUGAAUGCACAGCAAAACUCUUCGCAAACCAUGGAGCUAAAGUUGUAAUCGCCGAUAUCCAAGACCAACUUGGCCAUUCAGUAGUCGACGCCAUCGGCACAUCAAACUCUUCCUAUGUCCAUUGCGAUGUAACUGAUGAAUCCCAAAUAAAAAAUGCCAUUGACCAAACCGUUUCAACUCACGGCAAGCUCGACAUAAUGUUCAACAACGCUGGCAUUCUCGGUGAGAACAAGCCAAGCAUAAUUGACAGCACAAAGGCCGAUUUUGAGCGAGUUCUUAGAGUAAAUGUCACCGGAGUUUUCCUCGGCAUCAAGCAUGCAGCACGUGUUAUGAUUCCAGCUUGCAGUGGAAGCAUAAUUUCAACAGCCAGCAUAUUCUCACAAAUUGGCGGCAUUGCCUCGCAUGGGUAUUGUUCUUCAAAACAUGCCGUGUUGGGGUUAACAAGAAAUGGUGCUGUUGAGCUUGGACAAUUUGGCAUUAGAGUGAAUUGUUUGUCAGCUUACGCUGUUGCAACGCCUAUGACCAGAAAAUUUUUCGGGCUUGGCUAUGAGGAGAUUGAGAGUUUGACGCAUUCGCAUGGUGUGUUGAAAGGUGUGAAACUUAAAGCAGAACAUGUUGCAAAUGCAGCUCUAUAUUUAGCAAGUGAUGAGGCCAAGUACGUGAGUGGACAUAAUCUUUUUAUAGACGGGGCUUUUUCUGUUGUUAAUGGGUCAUUUGGGAAGCUUCAGAAUCCCGAUUCUUGAUUGUAUUUAUUUCAAGAAAUUUUUGUUUCUUUGAAAGUUAAUGGUGUCGCAAUAAAUCCAAUCUUGAAUCA
Molecule: messenger RNA, 1031 nt
Organism: Mangifera indica (mango)
Lineage: Eukaryota; Viridiplantae; Streptophyta; Magnoliopsida; Sapindales; Anacardiaceae
Product: secoisolariciresinol dehydrogenase-like
Exons: 2
Coding region: 190-960 (256 amino acids)
Molecular function (GO): oxidoreductase activity, acting on the CH-OH group of donors, NAD or NADP as acceptor
Source: RefSeq, a predicted model, not a curated record